AUGCCUCUACCACCGCACACACCACGGUUCUCCCGACAUCCAACACCCGUCCAGUCCACCAGCACGCUUCCUACAUCCUCAAGCCAGGAGACCUCACUGCCCACAAGUUCUCCCUCGCUGUCCACUGCUUCGGUCACGACCACCUCUCACGAGCUGACCACUCCGACAGCACCAGAGACCACCUCAUCCCCAUACACCCCCACGCCCACCACCACCACGCCCCCUACUACCACCCUUAAGCCAACUCGCCCCCCACAUUCAGUGCCAGUCUCCACUGCCACCACCACACUGACCACCCAGGCUCCUACUUCUCUCAGCACUGCCAGGACUUCUGUCUCUGUGGUGUCAACCCCAUCCGACACAUCUCCCGAACAACCGACCACAGCCCCACCUACCACCUCCACCACCACCACCACCACCACCAGCAGCAGCACAGCCCCAACAGCCACCACCAGAGAGACUGUCUCUCUCACCACCCUCACCACCUCGUCUGUACCCAGCAGUCCUCACACUUCCUUCACAACCCCAUCCCGCACCACCGUCCAUGCCUCUACCACCGCACACACCACGGUUCUCCCGACAUCAACACCCGUCCAGUCCACCAGCACGCUUCCUACAUCCUCAAGCCAGGAGACCUCACUGCCCACAAGUUCUCCCUCGCUGUCCACUGCUUCGGUCACGACCACCUCUCACGAGCUGACCACUCCGACAGCACCAGAGACCACCUCAUCCCCAUACACCCCCACGCCCACCACCACCACGCCCCCUACUACCACCCUUAAGCCAACUCGCCCCCCACAUUCAGUGCCAGUCUCCACUGCCACCACCACACUGACCACCCAGGCUCCUACUUCUCUCAGCACUGCCAGGACUUCUGUCUCUGUGGUGUCAACCCCAUCCGACACAUCUCCCGAACAACCGACCACAGCCCCACCUACCACCUCCACCACCACCACCACCACCACCACCAGCAGCAGCACAGCCCCAACAGCCACCACCAGAGAGACUGUCUCUCUCACCACCCUCACCACCUCGUCUGUACCCAGCAGUCCUCACACUUCCUUCACAACCCCAUCCCGCACCACCGUCCAUGCCUCUACCACCGCACACACCACGGUUCUCCCGACACCAACACCCGUCCAGUCCACCAGCACGCUUCCUACAUCCUCAAGCCAGGAGACCUCACUGCCCACAAGUUCUCCCUCGCUGUCCACUGCUUCGGUCACGACCACCUCUCACGAGCUGACCACUCCGACAGCACCAGAGACCACCUCAUCCCCAUACACCCCACGCCCACCACACGCCCCCUACUACCACCCUUAA
Oryctolagus cuniculus (rabbit) is the source of this 1323-nucleotide messenger RNA. The record is from RefSeq and is a predicted model, not a curated record. NCBI's taxonomy places the organism in Eukaryota, Metazoa, Chordata, Mammalia, Lagomorpha, Leporidae.